CCGCAAACUUGUUGACCCGCCGUGUGAGUUGAGGGGCCGAUUCCGCUUGAUGAAUUGCACUGGACUGAAGCGGGCUGAAGCUAUACCAUUCUCUGCCGACAUCCAAAUACUACGUACAUACUCUUGAGCCUCAUCACCACCUGCACCACAGAAUCACCUGCAGCCAUGGAUAUCCGCCUCCUCACAAACGCAGACUUGCCCCUCAUUCAGCACGCAAACCUCGAGAACCUCCCCGAGAACUACUUCCUCAAGUACUACCUCUACCAUGCCCUCUCAUGGCCCCAACUGAGCUACGUCGCCGUUGAUGUCUCGCGACCCAAGAAGGAUCCCUACGAGUACCCCAAGAUCGUCGGAUAUGUCCUUGCCAAGAUGGAGGAGGAGCCUUCAGACGGCAUUCCGCAUGGCCACAUUACGAGUCUGAGCGUGAUGCGAACACACCGAAGACUGGGUAUUGCUGAGAAGUUGAUGCGCCAAAGUCAACUGGCUAUGGUCGAGACAUUCCAGGCAAAAUACGUCUCCCUCCACGUCCGUGUAUCCAACGCCGCAGCCCGCCACCUCUACGAAAACACCCUCGGCUUCACCAACGAGAAGACCGAAUCCAAAUACUACGCCGACGGUGAAGACGCCUUCUGCAUGCGUCUAGACCUUGGAGGCAUCAAGAAACAAGUCGACGAGGCCCUUGCGGAGGAAGAAGAAGAAGAAGCUGAGGACGAGGGCGAAGCCGUGGGUGAGGUUGGCCGUGAUCCUGAAGCAGGCAAGGACAAGGACAAGAAGAAGAAGAUGAAGGUUGCUGUGGGGAGGAGCUUGGGCGUUGGUUCGUUGGUGGAAAAGGAUGACUCGAAGCAUUAAGGAGAAGAGAAUGUGAAAAAAGGGGGAAUGUGUGUUUUAAUAGACGGAUAGAUAAAAAGUUGUGAUGUCCGGGUGAAAUAUGUCAUGAGUAGCUGGAAGAUAGUUAUGAUGUUGAUGAGUCUACGCUUGGGACACUAUUGCGCAACUGAGGAGUGAAAGGUUGGAUCCAUAAAAUACUACGAUGAAGCGUAAAUCACAAGUACUGUUUCUAGGCAUAAAGAUUCAUAUCUUACAAGAACUGCAAGGGUCAACCACACUGAAAAGUGGUGCAACUAACCUUACAGAUGAGGUAUACAACCUAGAUAACUCGAUAUAGCUGAUACGGAGACAAACAGUCGCUUUGGCGAUAGAUAUUAAUACAACGUUCGAGAAAUCGGUAUCCAUAUAAGUACAUAAGAAGUUGAAAAAAUCAUCAUUAUCCAUCAAGUUGCUCAGCCAACUCACGAGCAUACGCCUCAUCAGCUUCAAGCCUCGUUCUCUCCAUUGUCUCUGUGAGAGCCUCAAUCUCCUUUUCCAGCGCCCUGCGCUCACUCAAAGUUAUUUCUUUCACCUCCAGAUCCUUCUGCUUCGUCGCAAUCUCAGUCUCUAUUCCAUAGACAGUGUUGUACUUUGCAGCUGAUGCCGCACCUGGCGGUGGAAUACUGCCAUCUUUGUUGGCAUCUGCUGGCCAUGAGCCUGGAGGACCUUCUCCUGAACGAGAUGGCCACUCUCCGCCACCAAAGAAACCGCCUCGACCGGGAGAUCCAAAUGAACAGUGGUUUGGCCAGCCUCCUUGGAAGCCUCCUCGACUUCUGCCCCAGGGACCUUGACUUUCACAACCGCCCCAACCUCGACCUCUGCCUCGACUAUGAUGGCCUCGAUCUCCUCGGCCGGCUCCUCUGCCUGACCAUCCCCAGCCACCGAGAGCUGGUGGAGGAACUCUGACACCAGGGACGUUGACAGGAGGAACGUGAACGUUGACUGCGGGAACAUGAACGGGAGGAACUUGGAAAGGAGGCACCACAGGAGCAGGAAUUGGCUCAACAUGGCCCCGACCUCUUUGGCCCCUCCUAUGAUCUCUGCGAGCAGCCUUCAUCUCCCUCUUCUGCUGUCUCCUCUCCCUCUUCUCAGCCUUUUUCUUCUUCUUCUGAUCUCUCUUUCGAUCUCUCCGUUCCUUCUUCUGCUGACGUUUCAAAGUCUUCCAUUGUUGCGAAAGGGCUUUGCCCUGCAACUUAAGAGCCUUUCGGUCGAGAUUGGGAGCAAUGCCAUUUGUGUUCGAGGCUUUAAGUUCAGCUUUCAGUUGCUUGACAUCAGCCUUGCUGCGCACUUCGAGAGGAUUAGCUGUCCAUUGUUGUAGACGAGCGAUGUAAACGGGUAGCUGCUGGUCCUUGAGAUCGUCGUAGUCAGGGAGAGAACCGAUGGAUUCUGAGCUAGAAGAGGAAUCUGAGGACGAGGAAGAAGAUGAAGAUGAUGACCGAGAGCGGCGUCUUUGGUGAUCAUGGCUAGCUGCUCGUCCUCGUUGGGGGAAGGUGUGGGCUUCAGGAGGACCUUGAUGCCAUGCUGGGUGUCCGGGCAUAAAAGGAGGCAUGUUGCGAGCAUUCGGAGGUGGUGGUUGGGAUGGUCCAGGGCCAAAAGGGGCUCCCACAGGCUGGCCGUUCAUGCGAAUUCCCCUGCUAUCCAUAACAAUGUUUCCUAUGCGAAGCCCAUUGCUAUCAGCAACAAAUCUGUCUCCCCACCGGACGCUGUCAUUGUCGACUUGGAAGCCGCCCCAAGAUCCUGUCCAACCGCUAGGCCUGCGCUGAGGCAUCGCUUCUCUUGGAGAAGAUGGGCCAGCUUGAUGUGGGAGUUGCACUGGAGGAUCGUCGAAUGUGGUCUCCCAUCCUCCUGGCAUGUGCGAUUGCUCCUCGGGCUGAAGCCUUACCAUGACAUUUCGGGGAGCAAAGAAGCCAGAGUUCCACUGUUGCACGAUAGCUUCGACUUCUGCACGCUUGCGACGUAGUUCAUUAGGAUCAGUUGUGUGUCGUUCUGACUUGACGCUGCCGUCGCCAAUAGAUGACUUGAUAUCUGAGCCAUCUUCGGAUUUGCCCUUUUCACCCAGGAUAGCCUCAUUCCGGACGGAAUCGUGAUCAGGGAGGAGAAAGUUAACAAAGGUCGCCCAAUCUUGGGCUGUGAUAUCGUACGAAGUCGCCCAAUUCUCCGGAUAAGGAAUGUCAUCUGGCACAGAGGUCGGCUUCACAGCGAUGCUGUGGAUCUGAGGCUCCCAUUGAGACGCUGAUGUUGGAACAGGUCGGGUCUCAAAGUAGAGAGCUACACUGGGAGAGAGGGGGAUUUCGUGUGUUAUAGGUGUUGUUGCGUUGACAUUAGAUUCGGUGCGAGGUGUAAGUGGCGGAGUGAAGAUGGGUUCUGUAGUUGAAGUUGAGGACAUGCGGGAGGCGGUAUCGUCACCGGGAGCUGCGGGGCCGUGCCCGGAGCCGGCGACGGAACCAGCAUGUGGUGAGUGCGGGGGCUGAGAAGAGGUAGAGUAGAUAUCUGUCUCUGAGUAUGGAGGCGGUGGCGCAUCGUCAGCUGUUGCUGGGGCCUGGCCAGUUGUGAGAUAUGGAGGAUUGUUUCUGCUGGUAGAGUCCAUAGCUGGUGAUGGAGUUGUCAUGAUGAGAGGAGGAGAAGGGUGAUGCGAUUAUGGAGGGGUAUUAACGGGGGGAGAGAGAAUGGGUGAGAGCUGAUGGUGUGAUACAAUAGCACACUGAUCAACCUAAGCUUUGGGAAGCUAUCUGAUAAACGUGACUGCAUCAUAGCCUGAAAAGAAGGGUAUUUUC
Molecule: messenger RNA, 3641 nt
Organism: Fusarium odoratissimum NRRL 54006
Lineage: Eukaryota; Fungi; Ascomycota; Sordariomycetes; Hypocreales; Nectriaceae
Product: acetyltransferase
Exons: 2
Coding region: 166-849 (227 amino acids)
Biological process (GO): N-terminal peptidyl-glutamic acid acetylation
Cellular component (GO): NatA complex
Molecular function (GO): protein-N-terminal-glutamate acetyltransferase activity; protein N-terminal-serine acetyltransferase activity
Source: RefSeq, a predicted model, not a curated record